Molecule: messenger RNA, 1014 nt
Organism: Castor canadensis (American beaver)
Lineage: Eukaryota; Metazoa; Chordata; Mammalia; Rodentia; Castoridae
Gene: Ciao2a
Product: cytosolic iron-sulfur assembly component 2A
Source: RefSeq, a predicted model, not a curated record
UCCCUAGGUCCUCCGCGCUACUCUCUUGGGUCCCGCCUAUUCUCUUGCUCCCUUGAACCUUAACACUUAUCUUGGUUCUGUUGAAGACCAGGAAGUUGAUAAAUUCUGAGGCCGGCUGCUGAGAGACGGUGGCUCGGUUGGGACAGUCGCCAGGGAUGGCGGAGCGUGAGGAUGGAGCGGGUGUCCGGGCUGCUUUCCUGGACGCUGAGCAGAGUCCUGUGGCUUUCAGGCCUCUCUGAGCCGGGAGCUGCCCGGCAGCCCCGGAUCAUGGAAGAGAAAGCGCUAGAGGUUUAUGAUUUGAUUCGGACCAUCCGGGACCCAGAAAAGCCCAAUACUUUAGAAGAACUGGAAGUGGUAACGGAGAGCUGUGUGGAGGUUCAGGAGAUAAACGAAGAAGACUAUCUGGUUAUCAUCAGGUUCACGCCAACAGUACCUCAUUGCUCUUUGGCAACUCUUAUUGGGCUGUGUUUAAGAGUAAAACUUCAGCGGUGUUUGCCAUUUAAACACAAGUUGGAAAUCUACAUCUCUGAAGGAACCCACUCAACAGAAGAAGACAUCAACAAGCAGAUAAAUGAUAAAGAGCGAGUGGCAGCUGCGAUGGAGAACCCCAACUUACGGGAAAUUGUGGAACAGUGUGUCCUUGAACCUGACUGAGAGUUGCUUUAAGAGCCACUGAACUGUAAUUGUUUGAUAUUUUUGUUUAAACUCUUUGUAAAAUGUAAAAACUCAUGUUUAAUAUAUAGGUGAUUUGUACCUCAAAACAUUUUUAAGGAAUUAUUUCUAAGCAAGUUUUCAUUACAAGGUAGGACCUAAUUUGUUCAGUACAUAACAUUCUCAGGAUUUGUAACACUGAAAUGAUCAGACAGAAAAAUAUUUUCUAUUUACUAUAAUGUGUUACUAUUUUUCUGAUGUCCAUUCUGAUAUAGCUACUUUUCAUGUCAAAUAUCUACCAUGCCCAAAUGUAUUCAAUUUAAAUCAUUAGUCUAAAAUAAAUAAAACAAGUGAUUCUUAUAA